Mytilinidion resinicola is the source of this 1330-nucleotide messenger RNA. RefSeq names its product thymidylate synthase. Gene Ontology annotation, molecular function: thymidylate synthase activity. Gene Ontology annotation, cellular component: cytosol; mitochondrion. Gene Ontology annotation, biological process: dTMP biosynthetic process. Lineage: Eukaryota; Fungi; Ascomycota; Dothideomycetes; Mytilinidiales; Mytilinidiaceae. The transcript has a single exon. The record is from RefSeq and is a predicted model, not a curated record. The coding region runs from base 16 to 1050 and encodes 344 amino acids.
GUUCACAACUACAGAAUGGCUCCAGCAGCAGUUGAAAUACUCUCUACACCCACUCAGAAACCAGAUACACCCACUGAAGUGCCAUCAAAACCUUCCAACAUGGCCAAACACGAAGAACACCAAUACCUCGACCUCAUCCGCAACAUCCUCGCCAACGGCGAGCAUCGCCCAGACCGGACAGGAACAGGCACAUACUCCAUCUUCGCGCCCCCCCAGAUGCGCUUCUCCCUCUCCAAACCCUCCUCAGAUCCGUCCCAGCCCGCAACCUCCAUCCUCCCCCUCCUCACCACCAAGCGCGUCUUCCUCCGCGCCGUCCUCGCCGAGCUCCUCUGGUUCGUCGCCGGCUCCACUUCCUCGAAACCCCUCUCCGAACAAGGCGUGAAGAUAUGGGACGGCAACGGCAGCCGCGAAUUCCUCGACAGCGUUGGCCUAUCGCACCGCGAGGAAGGCGACCUCGGACCCGUGUACGGCUUCCAAUGGCGGCACUUUGGCGCCGCGUACGUCGACGCGACCACCGACUACACGGGCCAGGGCGUCGACCAGCUCGCGGAGGUCAUCGACAAGCUCAAGCACAAGCCGUACGACCGGCGCAUCAUCCUCAGCGCGUGGAACCCCGCCGAUCUGGCGAAGAUGGCGCUGCCGCCGUGCCAUAUGUUCGCGCAGUUUUAUGUCUCGUACCCCCGGAGCCGGGCUGGGGGGGUGGAGGGGGAAAAGCCGCGGGGGAUGCUGAAUUGUUUGCUGUAUCAGCGCUCGUGCGAUAUGGGGCUCGGCGUGCCGUUUAAUAUUGCGUCGUAUGCGCUGCUGACGCAUAUGGUGGCGCAUGUGUGCGAUCUGACCCCGGGGACGUUCACGCAUACGAUGGGGGAUGCGCAUGUGUAUCUAGAUCACGUGGAUGCGUUGAGGGUGCAGCUGGAGCGGGAGCCGAGGGAGUUUCCGGAGUUGCAUAUUCAGAGGGAGAAGGGGGGAAGUAUUGAUGGGUGGAGAAUGGAGGACUUUGUUGUUAAGGGGUAUGAUCCGCAUAAGAUGAUUGCUAUGAAGAUGUCUGUAUGAUUAUGGCGGGAGGGUAUGUGGGCGUUGUUGUGUGCUUUUGGAUGUAUAAAGGUGGAGCGGAUACCCGCGAGGGCUACGAUAGGUAAUGGUUUCAACAUAUCAUGGUUUUGAGACUUUCUAUUGAAAGUGCCUCUGCGUGCCUAAGUGUAUGUUCUCAUGCGGAAUUGUAAAAGUGUAUUGAAUCACCCUUGAUAGUGACAGGAGAGUGUACACAGACCCAUGAUGAGAAACUUUUCUUGCUAGAGUAAUUUCAACCCCGGUAUUUUAUUGUCUUGUACAU